AAAUUAUCAAAAUUAUCGUAAUAUAAAUACUAAUAUUUCAAUCAACAAUAUAUCAAAUCGAAAACGAAUUUCUAAGUCUGAGAUUAUUUAGCUAUGUCUGAAUUGUCGAAGGAAAUCCAAAAAAAAUGUUAUUGAAAAGUUUUGGAUAUCAAAUCGCAUCGAAGAAUCAAAAAAGAGGUUACAGAAUUACUGGCAUUUGUAAAUCUAAUUCGAAUAUAGGACAACGAUACGUGCUAAGGGUUUGAAGAUUAUAAUUAGAAUCCUUUAUGAUCAUUUAUGUAAUAACUAUUGACUACAGCAAAAGAUUUUUUUAUGAAGGUCAGUACAACGAGAGGCGUUCCAAGUACAAGUACAAAUUUGAAGGAAGCUCUAUGCGAAAAAAUUCCGGUUCAUUAUGAUCUCCUUCGAAAUUUUCGAAAAGAACACGGUCAAUCUGUGAUCAGUCGUAUUACUGUGGACAAUGUAUACGAUGGUCUUCAAGGUGUCAAUACAAUGGUCAGAGAAACGUCAGAAAAUGAUUCCAAGUAUGGGAUUAGGUACCGUGGAUUAACUAUCCCAGAAGUUUUAAAUCUUCUUCCACGUAAUGGAACAUCUCCAAGUGUUGAAGCUGUUUUUUGGUUACUAUUAACCGGCGACGUACCCACUCAAGAACAGACAAAUUCAUUGAUUAAUGAUUGGUCCUCUCGACGACAAAGAAGAAAAGAAUGGUGGUCAGGACCAGGUGGUGGAAUCGUUGGUUCUGUUCUUCAAAAUUUACCGGACAACGUGACACCAUUGGGAAGACUCUCGAUCGCUUUGACUGUUCUUCAAACAGAUAAACACACGAAAAAGGCUCUUCAGAACGGAGCUCUGAAUCAUACUCAUUGGGAGCAUAUUUACGAGGACAGCAUGGAACUAUUAGCAGCGUUACCAGCCAUUAUUGGCCUCGUUGGCAAAGGUCGAGAGUUGAGAAACGUGACGGAAGGAGGUGACUGGAUAGAUUUUCUUUUAGAAUGUUUGAGCAAUACUUCGGAGGAUUUAAAAGGCAGGACAACAUCUGUUGGAGAUUUUCUUCGUUUAUACGUCAGUUUAAAUGCUGAUGAAGAUGGUGGUGUACCUGGUGUUCAUAUAACACAAAUUUCGGGAGCUUCAUACUUAGAUAUUAGUCAGGCAUUAGCUUCAGGAGUUUUGGUUUAUGAAAAUGAACCGAUUACGGGAACGAUGUUUCAAUACAUGGAAUUUCAAAAAAAAGUAAGAAGUAUUUUGGGUACUAAACCUAAGGAAGAAACAUUGAAAGAUUUUUUGACGUCUUUUAUUAAAGAAAAUAAAUUGAUUGGACAUAAGGAAACUCGAUUCCUUGAUUCACGUUACGCGGCACUUUUAAAUCAUGUUAAAACAUAUUUACCUGGUGAUGCAGAAGUAAAGCUUUCUCAAGAUAUUACGCGAGUUUUAACAUUUCUGAUGAAAAAUACGAAAAACAAAAAUAUCUUUCCAGAAGUUAACAGCAUAGCUGCUCCAAUGUUUCAGUUUUAUGGACUGAAAGAUAUGAAAUUCAAUCAAGUAUUACUCUGUAUGUCACGAGCAUUGGGAGCAAUUGCUUCGAUUAUUUGGACUAGAGCGAUCAAUGCACCAAUUGAACAACCAAAAUCAAACAGUACAUAUACAUAUUUUUAUUCGCUUCGAGAUAUUCGUAAUAAAAUGAAAAAAAGGACUCGAAUUAAACAUUUAACAAAAUUUACUUCGUAAUAAUUAGUGAUGAUAUAUAACAAAUAAGUUACAUUGAGACGAUGUUGAGUUUAUUAUAAAAGAAAAAAAAAUUGUAAAUAUUUAUGAAACAAUCGUUAUACACAUAUAUAUACGUAAAUACAUAUUUUCAUGAUUAAAAAAAUAAUAAUUCAAUGUAUUUUGAUAAUGAAAUAAAACAGAAACUUCGUGUAUGUUCGUAUUUGUUUGAAAUCAUGAUUACAAUAUGGCGGCUCCCGCCAAAGAAGCAUUUUCAUAAUUUCACAGGCGCUUCGUUUAUUACGUACAAGUUGUGUCCUUAUGACCACAGCAAAAUAACAAUCUGUUAAAAUUGUAAAAUUCAGUGAUAAAACUGUUCGUGCCAAAAUAACUAUCAUGGAUUUAAUUGCGUAUUAUUUAUUGUACGAUCUUUAGGAUGCGCAAAAGACGUGUUUGCCUGUUAAGAA
Molecule: messenger RNA, 2168 nt
Organism: Vespa velutina
Lineage: Eukaryota; Metazoa; Arthropoda; Insecta; Hymenoptera; Vespidae
Product: probable citrate synthase, mitochondrial
Exons: 7
Coding region: 313-1725 (470 amino acids)
Biological process (GO): carbohydrate metabolic process; tricarboxylic acid cycle
Cellular component (GO): mitochondrial matrix
Source: RefSeq, a predicted model, not a curated record